AGGGGGUGCUUCCCCUACCGGGAACCGGGAAUCGCUCCGCAGCGCACGCGAGCGAGCGAGCGAGCGAGCGGCCAGAGCCCCGCGACACGCCUCUGUUCGAGAACUUGGUGACUUGGAGUUCUUCCUGUUUGCUCUUCAACAGUCCCAAGGUUUCAAGGGUAGCAUCGUACAUUUCCAGAAUGGAGAUCUCCUCUCACCAGUCUCACCUCCUGCAGCAGCUGAACGAGCAGCGCAGACAGGGCGUGUUCUGCGACUGCAGCAUCCUAGUCGAGGGCAAGGUCUUCAAAGCGCAUCGGAAUGUAUUGUUUGCGAGCAGCGGCUACUUUAAAAUGCUGCUCUCUCAGAACUCAAAGGAGACAAGUCAGCCGACCACAGCCACGUUUCAGACCUUCUCCCCUGAUACCUUCACAGUCAUCCUGGACUUUGUCUACUCCGGCAAACUCUCCCUUACUGGACAGAAUGUUAUAGAAGUGAUGUCUGCCGCCAGCUUCCUUCAGAUGACUGACGUCAUUAGUGUGUGUAAGACUUUCAUUAAGUCUUCCUUGGACAUUAGCGAGAAAGAGAAAGAUCGCUACUUCAGCCUCUCUGAUAAGGACACUGGCUCUAAUGGAGUAGAGCGUUCUUCUUUUUAUAGUAACAGCUGGCAGGAAGAAAGCGGGUCUCCCCGCUCUCACCUGAGCCCAGACCAAGGACCAGGUAUAGUUAGUGGAAAGCCAUGGAACAAGUACAGUUACCACCCAGCCUCCCAGAGGAGUCCUCAACAACCAUUAGCCAAGCAUGAGCAAAGGAAGGACCCCAUUAAAAAGACCAAGCAUUUGAGGUUACCACAGCCAUCUGAAGUUGUUCAUUUUAAGCCCAGCAAAGGAGAUGCUCGAACAUCCGAUUCCAGCAACCAUGUUUCCCAGUCUGAAGAGCAGGUACAGGUUGAUGCUGAAGUGGAUAAUGUUCCUGCUGGCUACCAGUACAGCCAAGGGCCUGACGUCACAUCCAGGAGCUUUCCAGAUGAUCUGCCCAGGCUGCGAUUCAAAUGCCCAUACUGCACUCAUGUGGUGAAGCGGAAGGCAGACCUCAAGCGCCACCUGCGCUGCCACACAGGAGAGAGGCCGUACCCGUGCCAGGCAUGUGGGAAACGCUUUAGCAGGCUAGACCAUCUGAGUAGCCAUUUCCGAACAAUUCACCAGGCAUGCAAACUCAUCUGCAGGAAAUGCAAACGCCAUGUGACUGACCUCACAGGGCAAGUGGUGCAGGAAGGAACCAGGCGCUACAGACUGUGUAACGAGUGCCUUGCUGAAGUAGGCAUGGACAGCCUCCCUGUCGACCUGGAAGCUGAGCCGCACCGCGCGUCCCAGACCGAUGGAGAGAAGGAUUGCCGGUGGCAACUGAGCGAAGAAGAGAAUCGAUCCUAUGUGGAGAUUGUAGAGGAUGGGUCUGCUGAUCUGGUCAUACAGCAGGUUGACGAUAGCGAGGAAGAAGAAGAAAAAGAAAUAAAACCCAACAUUAGGUAGCCUGAAGUGUGACCUGUCAGAGCUGGCAUGCCUGCAGUUUACACAGGCAUCCCAUGUCUCUUCAUGGGCAGAGCCCGGUUAAUGGGUUUCUCCUACCGACUUAGAUGCACCUGAUGUAACUUGCAUGCUUUCUGAAUAGGCCACUGUAUCUAUUCUGAACUUUGUUGCUGCACUGGGAAGACCUUGCUUGCGUUGGCAUGAUGG
Messenger RNA from Arvicanthis niloticus (Nile rat), 1709 nucleotides. RefSeq names its product zinc finger and BTB domain containing 8A (gene Zbtb8a). NCBI's taxonomy places the organism in Eukaryota, Metazoa, Chordata, Mammalia, Rodentia, Muridae. Gene Ontology annotation, biological process: regulation of transcription by RNA polymerase II. Gene Ontology annotation, molecular function: protein binding; DNA-binding transcription factor activity, RNA polymerase II-specific; RNA polymerase II cis-regulatory region sequence-specific DNA binding. The record is from RefSeq and is a predicted model, not a curated record.